This is a messenger RNA of Drosophila novamexicana, 504 nucleotides long. RefSeq lists its product as uncharacterized. The transcript has a single exon. The record is from RefSeq and is a predicted model, not a curated record. NCBI's taxonomy places the organism in Eukaryota, Metazoa, Arthropoda, Insecta, Diptera, Drosophilidae. Bases 1 to 504 code for a protein of 167 amino acids.
AUGAGUUGUCGUCGAGUGCAGUUGCUCCUUUGUCUAAGCUGCCUUUUGUGUGUGGCGCAAGGCGCACAGGUUUACAUGGAGUUCAAUGGCCAGAAGUACGCCUACAAUACGGAUGCAGCUGUCCGAGUAAACGAUCUGUCGCCCAACUAUGAGCUGCCCGGGCAGCAGUCCAAGCACUGGCCUUACGCUAGAGUUCAUCAAUUGCCCGCUAGCGCUUCCCGGAAUCGCAUCGCCCACAGCAAUAGGCAAUGGGAUUGGGAUCAACCUGCACCUCAGCAGCAGCCCCGCGGCAUUGAUUUUAGCACGCAGCACAUGUCGCAUACCCAGCACACGGAUGACUCUGGCAUUGUGCUGGGCAAGUAUUCGUACUACGAUGCCGCUGGCUAUCACGAGCUCAGCUAUAAGGCUGGCGCUGGCAUUGGCUUCGUGGUCAUGGGCGGUAAUUUGGCAAAGCCAACGGAACAAACGCAUGGACAAACAGUUGCCAACCUGCAUAGUUAUUGA